AAAGCACUUCCGAAGUUGAAUUUCUCCGCCCAGAACGAGGAAAACCAGCGACAGUUCAGGAAAUUUCCCUGAAGAUGAGUUGCAUGGCAUGUGUAUAAACCUGUAGGUAUUAAAGAAAUAGAGAAGAAGACGAGAAGCAUGAGGCACGUAGAAAUAUAAAAAGAGCUUAGUAGUUAUGUUUUCGUCUAUUUCCAACGCGUUUGAGUAUAAGUUAUAGAUCAACGCAGAAUAAGGUAUAAGACGCACCAUCAAGUUGCUACUAGUAACAUCACUGGCUAAAACGUGUUUCCUCGCAGGUUAAACUGAUGACCCUGACGACUUUGAUACCAGAGGGUAAUUCUUGGUGUGAUAAAUUUUCCAUCAGCUCAGAGGAGAAUGACUGAGUCAAUAAUGGAAGGGUUUGACAUGUCAUAAUGGAGGGGCAGCUCAGUCAACAGGAUCAAAAUAAAAACCACACACUGCCAGGGUACGAGAUCCAGUGGCAGGGCUAUGAACCAGGUUACAGCAGUGCACAGUCAAAUUUCCUCAUUGAGAAGAAGAUUGGUCGCGGUCAGUUCAGUGAGGUCUAUAAGGCGACCUAUCUACUAGAGAACCAACAGGUGGCGCUAAAGAAAGUACAGAUUUUUGAGAUGAUGGAUGCUAAAGCUCGCCAGGAUUGCAUGAAGGAGAUUGACUUGCUCAAGCAGCUGAACCAUCCUAAUGUUAUAAAGUACAUUGACUCCUUCAUUGAUGACAAUGAGCUGAAUAUUGUGCUGGAGUUAGCUGAUGCUGGAGACCUCUCCCAUAUGAUAAAGUACUUUAAGAAGAAACGGAGGUUGAUUCCUGAAAGAACAAUAUGGAAGUAUUUUGUGCAGCUGUGUAGUGCUGUGGAACACAUGCACUCCCGCAGAGUCAUGCACAGAGAUAUAAAGCCAGCUAAUGUAUUCAUCACAGCUACUGGAAUGGUGAAACUGGGAGAUCUAGGUUUGGGACGGUUUUUUAGCUCCAAAACCACAGUCGCACACUCACUAGUCGGAACCCCCUAUUACAUGUCUCCUGAGAGGAUCCAUGAGAAUGGCUACAACUUUAAAUCAGACAUCUGGUCUCUGGGCUGCCUGCUGUAUGAGAUGGCGGCCCUGCAGAGUCCUUUCUAUAGUGAUGAGAUGACCCUCCUCUCACUUUGCCAAAAGAUCGAACAGUGUGACUAUCCUCCACUACCACCAGAUCAUUGCUCCGAGAAGUUGAGGAAUCUGGUCAGCAUGUGCAUCAACCCAGACCCAGACCAGCGGCCUGAUAUCGUGUUUGUCCUUCAGUAUGCAAAACAGAUGCAAAUAUGGACAGCUAGCCCCUGAAAUGUCCUUCUGAUCACCCACACAAACCCUGUGCUGAAACAUUUGGAGACAGGACAGUGACAAUUAUAGAAUAUGAACUAAACAAGGCUGAACUUAAUUUUGCUGUAAGACUGUACUAAAAUAUACAUUGCUUUACUUCGCAGACCACUUACCUAAAUGCUUCUUCUAGAAGAUUUCUAUCUAAAAGUAGUUAAUGCUUGCUGGAAAUCAUGAGUUCUCUGUUACCUGGUUGAUGUGGGAUCAGUAUUCACAACCUGAACUCUUCAUUUUUUUGGAGAUUCAGCUCUGAUUAGGGGCUGAAAGAUCGUAUGGGUGGAGUACGAGCAGAAGGGUUUGUUUUUUUAAGUAUAGGAGUGAAUAGCUAAAUUUAGCUUAAAUAUAGUUUUAGGUUAAACAAAUAUUUAACCCAAAAUGUAAAAAAAUACUAACAAUGUACUCUUGAAAAUAAUUUGUUAAAACAGUAUUCUUUUAUUAUUUUUUCUCUACUGCAGCCUCCAUCAGCAAUAUGGGGACUCCUCUCAUAGUGUUAUUGAAAUCAACUUUAAAGCAUUUCUGCCAGAAUCAUGUGCCAUCUGCAUGGCACACACUGAUCAUUCAAGCCUGCUCAUUUGCAGUGGUAAAUAAAAGUCAUGUACUGUUUUACAAGAAAA
Messenger RNA from Electrophorus electricus (electric eel), 1981 nucleotides. It is a transcript of the gene nek6, whose product is annotated as NIMA-related kinase 6. Gene Ontology annotation, cellular component: cytosol. Gene Ontology annotation, molecular function: ATP binding; protein serine/threonine kinase activity. Lineage: Eukaryota; Metazoa; Chordata; Actinopteri; Gymnotiformes; Gymnotidae. Gene Ontology annotation, biological process: positive regulation of canonical NF-kappaB signal transduction; regulation of mitotic metaphase/anaphase transition; chromosome segregation. The record is from RefSeq and is a predicted model, not a curated record.